AUACAAAUGUGAUGUUUUGUUCAUGAUACCAACAAUAAAUUGCUUGUUCAUGUACUCCAUGUAUCACAUGCAUUUUCAAUGUAGGCCUUCUUAUGACGGUUUCUAGCUACCUUCAGUCACACCGCUAACCGACUUUGAAUUAACCGACCGAUUAUGUAUCACUCGGUAUAAUCAUGAACCUAAUACAUGUAAUCUUUCGUUCAGUCUCUUCUCGGUCUGGUGUCGGUCUUAAUAUCGGUGUAACACAGAAUCAUGAGACGCUUCAAUAAUGUACGCCAUGUACUUUGAAGCUGCACAAGGCGUUUUAGAUGUAAACAUUGUUGAAUGGUUUCAUGAUCGUUAGGCGUAGUUACUGGAGCACAGGGGCACAUGCCGAAGAAGUAGAAUAAGAAAGAGAAAAUGGAGGAGGAGGUGGAGGAGGAGGAGAAGAAAAAGACCCUCUUUUUUUUUCUUUUCUCAACUCCGAUAACGUGCAUGUGUGAGCUCUGUUUAGCAUUUAUGUUAUAUGUUUUAUCACGGAGAUAUGCUCGGAGAACACAUCCUCAUUAAAAUGGACUCGACCGUAGGCCUACUUUAUGCAACCCUUUGUUACGUAAUGAGGCCUUGAUGAGCGCGAAGACUGCAAUCAUAAUCUUUGUAGCAGACACAUAGAUUGUGACUAACGAGCUAACUUUAUUUUCUAAACUUUAAAAGCGUUAAAUCAAUAAUAAGCUCGUAUAAGAAUUCGUAAACUUAUUUUUUAAAUUUUGCAUAGCUCCUAACAACUAUACCUCUCGGAUCAAACCGAUUCACUAUGUAGACUAUAUAGUCUAAACGAUGAUAAACCUUAUUGAGUCUUCCAAACAGUUGUAUGAUUCGGAUGGCCUUUCCAUAAAAAAAACUCAUAAAAACUGUUGAAGACCUAUACCUGUAUUUGAGGUAAAAAAUGAAAUGUUCUCAAUUAACAUGGUAUCUUGUAAUUAUCAACCCAAUACAACCGAAUUAAAGGCUGAAUGAAAUCUAUAUAGUUCUUGAAUUCACGCCAUUUCUGGCAGAUGAGCAGUGGAGACCUGUCAAUUCGUCCAUCAUUGAUAAAUAAUUGAUUGAACAAGUCGGAUAUCUUAUCGCCUUUUCUGCCUCGAGUUCGAAGAGCCUGGGAUUUCCCUGAUAAAAAAAAGGAAAGUCGAUGAUAAGUGUUUGGUCAUCACCCCCUCGCAGACACAGGUGGGUGCAACAGGCAGACGGUCUCGUACACCGUGCGCUGCCAGCUGUUGUGCGGCUCCUCCAUCGGCGGCGACGCACUCGAUCGUACUCGAGGAGUUCGCCCACAGACAUAACAGAUUCCGGGUUGUAUUAUUUUGGCCGAAGCCCGUGAUGUCAAGCUCGCACGCACGACACAUAUGUCAUCGUCUCGCGGCUAGCUGCAGUCACAAUAUCUGGGUCAAACAUGUCAGAACGGUCAUCUUCACACACUACAUGCAUGCCCCACAACACCGUCGCCAACGCUAAAGGCUCUUGAUUCGUCAUCUUGUCUCGUUAAUCCUCAAACUUUUUGACAGUCAUUUGAAAGAUAUUUCGCACCAGGUGAUCACUCCAGGCACGGAGGAUGCAGACACUGGGGGUUUACCUGUCUUCUUGUGCCUAUGUCAUUUAUUUAAUGAUGUCAAUUGUCAUAAUGAGAUAUUGCUCAAAUCCUGAUAUUGUCUAAGAGACGUGGUUUUGUUUGAAACGUAACUUAUCUGUAAACUGCAAGGAGAACGGAACAGACGUUUGAAGUUUCUGAGAUUAUAUCCAAUUCGUGGUGGUCACUUUGUAUUUCCCUCACCAACCCAUCACCCGACAAGUCGACUUUGCGAUAGUCAACAACGCCGACUUACAUCAUUAUCUAAAGACAUCGACCCAACAACAAAACCACCGUGGACAUCGUCCAAUCCAAGAUGGCGCCCAUCAGCAAGAAAGCCCCCAUUAAACCCAUCCUCCCCUCGUGUCGUGUGUGUGGUGACGAGGCUUCUGGGAUACAUUACGGGGUGACGUCCUGUGAAGGGUGCAAGGGAUUCUUCAGACGCUGCAUCGGGAACAAGACCCUCAUCGUACAGUGCCAGAAGGAAGGACACUGCGAGAUUGGGAAGAACACUAGAGGGCGCUGUGCACACUGCAGAUACCAGAAGUGUCUUGCCGUUGGCAUGUCUGUUCAUUCCGUUCGCGUAGGACGUUACUCUAAGAAGCAGAAGAUGAAGAACCUUGCCGAGAUCCAGAGUCUGGCUACUCCUGAGCAGAUCGUCGAGCGGGAGAGGAAGGAUCGCGAAAUUUAUGCACUCAUUCAGAAGGUGGUUAACGCUCAUGACGUCACCAGCUCCAAGAUGACAACAACUGCACACAUCAAGCUGAAGCAGGAUUCCCAGCAGAUGCAUUCCGAGAGACUUCCCGUAGACCUCUCCGCCCUCUCCCUUCCCGGAACCAAUGCCUGGUCGCACUUCCUGGAUGAACCAUGCGACCUUGGGGACUUGUACUCCAGGAUCUGUACCGUCAAAGGCUACCUGACCGACGUCCUCACACCCUCUGUUGUCAAUGUAGUGCAGUUCAGCAAGAACCUACCUGGCUUCUGCGAUCUCCUGCAGGAGGAUCAGAUGACUCUUCUCAAAGCUGGCUUCUUUGAGAUCUGGCUGCUGCGAACGUGCAUGGAGAUCGCCUUCACGUCGGACUCGGUGUCCUUCGGAACGGAUCACGGGUACGCCAUGUCUCACCUUAGCAUGCUUGGCUGUGACUACAGGUUCUGGGACGAGCUCUUUGACUUCUCCAGGAGCUUCAACAACCUCCAACUGAUCAAGGAAGAAAUUGCUCUCUUCACCACGGUUGUUCUUUUCAGUCCAGAUCGCCAUGGACUUGUGGAACCCGGCAAGGUAGAAGUCCUGCAGGAUCGUUAUCUGGAAUGCCUCAAGAGAGAAGUGACGCGGAGGGACUGGAAAAACAAGCAGCUCUUCGCAAGGCUCCUGAUGCAGGCCACCAACCUACGGGCAGUGUCCGCCAUCUUCUUCAAGAGCACGUCCGAGUUCAGACACGCAUGGCCUUACAUGGAGAUCCCGGCUUUGCUGCAGGAGAUCCUCAACUAUGACUGCUGAUAACAAAGCAAAACACUUUUAAAAAACAUAUCGACGGACAAUUGUUGUGUUUUCAAAGUGGCUGUGAAGAUUGACUUCUUUGUGUGCGAUGUUGUUUUUGCACGUGCAUGUGAGCUGUCGUUAGGACACUUCAGUGUAUGUUCUUUAUGACUUGUCUUUUGGGUCUCACUUGUUGAACGAUGGUCCCAUUCAUUUAUAUUUGUGUCAUGUGUGACGGUUUGCUUUGCUUGGCCUUAAACGCAUCUAUAGUGGGCAGUGUGUGGUAGAAUAGAAUCGCAACAGAUAUUACUAUACUAUGAAGACAUCAUGUGGAAAUCCUCGGCCUGGCGCAGACGAUUCGCACAUGACAAGUUCUUCGUAUUUAAUGUGUUUUGUAUCUAUUACUUCUUACUGUGGCCAUGAUUGCACAGGUUUAUCAUAUUUUACAUCUGUAGUGAUAAAGUCUCGCUCAGUCUAUACUAGUGUAGCUUUUUAGCAUUCAUCCUCUGCUGGGCAGAUUGAAUUUUAGCAUCUAGAUAACAGCAUUAGAGUGCAUGGUCAAUGUCUUGAUGACAUUAUAGCACUGUUGAACGGUGAACGUAGUUCUUAAUCUGUUUCUAGUUAUUAGAACAACUAGCACACGUACAUGAAUUCUUGACAUUAUACAUUCGUAUGACCAUGUCUAUCUAUGUGUAACAUCGUUUGUUAGUCAUGUUAUGCAACACAUAACGAACAUUUAAAGAGGAAAUCAGAUUCUUGAAAAGAAACACUGUUGUUUUGUUGUAGUUUUCGAAAGAAAAUACCAAAAUGACAUAGAUUUUUGUACAUAAAUCUCUAAGUAAGGUGAUGGUAUGAUUUAUAUAUAUAGUUGCGCAUGGUGUAUAUGGAUGGAAACGCCAAAUAUUAUGAGAAGCGAAUAUGUAAAUAAGAUAUAUUUUAUCUAUAUGAAACCUUGAUGAGACUGAAUUCUACUCAGACAAGUAGAAUUAAAAGAAAUAUGAAUUCUCACUAUAAUUAUAUCGUUUUCAUCCGCCAGAAGGCUAGAAAAGGCAACAUAACGUGUCUUGAUAAACCCCGAGUAGCGACUAUUUGCCUUCAAAGAAAAUUAGUGAUUUUAACAAUAAAUUAAUUUAUCUUACUUCAAAGUCGAAAAGAGAACAUCAGUUAAUAAUAUUAAAUUUGUUAUCGUCGCACAAAAUGCACUGCCAAUCGUCCAAAUUGAAGUAGCGACAUACAUACUUUUCGGAACUUAUCGAAAUGAUAAUCAAAUCUACAAAAUCUAUUGAUACUGCGUGGAGUUCCUGAGCUGCAAAUCAUUCAGGUUUUAAUAUCAUACCACAUAUUAAAAUGUACUGAACUUUAUUAGUUCCGAAAUUUAACAGUCUGCCCCUUCCCAAAAGGACUCGCAUUACUCAUUGUCAAGUGUUUUAGCAGUGAUAGAACAGUUAAAUGAAUGCAUAUUUUGAAAAUUUGUAUCAGAAACAUAUUAAUGUAUAUGUAUGUGUUCGUAAUGUUAUAUUCGACAAGACUUGCCUUUUAUAUUUUUGAAUUGAUUUUAAUUUGUGGUGCCUUUGCUCUGUACGCGUAUAUUCUUAGAACAUUUUGCACACCCAAAUUCAAAGAUAACUUUCAGGAUAGCCAUUUAGUUUGAUAGAUUAUCCUUUAUAUGUAGUUCAUUUCUUGCCUAAGAACACUGACAUGCCUUUAAUUUUCCACAGCAAACGUAAUUGUUAUACAUGUAAUUCCUAGCAUUAAGUGUAUCGGCGGUGUUUUGUCUGUUGAUACUCUACACUACAAUGUUGGGGGAAAUGUGUGAAGCGUUAAUUUUGUGCUUUUCUCUAAAGCGAACAGAAAUAACGCAAUACAAUAAUUUUUGUGCAGAUUUCAAGAGGGUAUCUCAGGAGCGGAUUAUUAUUUCAAUCAAUGAUCCAUGAAUGAUGACGCAUUUCUUUCCCUUUUUUUGUUUUUUGUUAUUGAUAUAAAGUCAUGAAAAAGGUGAACUUGAAAUUGUAAAUAUUUUAGCAGUGCAAAAUCUUUUCCUUCUUUUUUCUUUUGUCCGAAGAAGUGCGGUACAAACUCUUUCUGGAAAAGAGCUUCAACGACAUUUCAAAGGGAACUCGGCGCGAGAUUGAUUGUUAGAUUUUAGAAUUGAUUAGUUUUGAACAGUUUUGACAGGUCAAUAAUUGUUUCUUUUUUGUUUUGUUUCUAGAUUAAAAUUCAUAGCGAGAAUAAUUUUUUUAAAUUUGAUUCUUUUGCAUUGUACAGAAUGAAACAUUCGUGCAAUUUUGUUUUCAAUGACAUGUCAUCGCUUUUCCACAAAUGUUAAUAUGAUUCAUGUUUUUUAAGCUUAAAAAAAUAAGUUGUUCUCUUGCAAAAUAUUGCAUUAAGAAGUGUUCACUGUCAUUUUAACCAGGCAUAGUGAAAUUUGAAAGGAUUAAUAUUUUCUUAUGUAAAGCCGAAGAUAUUGAAUAUCCAUGAAAAAGACUUAAAUACCCAGUAUUCAAUCAUAUUUUUGCUGAUGAAGACUAUUAUUGUCGUAAUGAUGAUUAUGUCAUGUGUACAAAUGGUAUCGUGUCAAUGUUUUCAGAUUGAAGUCUUGUCAUUUUUCCCCCAUGUUUUCUUGGACCAGUAUUUAACAGCGAGACCAAACGAAAAUGACGAGACCAAAAUACGAUUCAGAAGAACAUGAACUUCCAUGUACUAAAAAGGUUAAUGCUGUCAAAUCUUAUAGUCAGGAAGAUAUUUUUGCCGACAUAUUUGUGUAUAUAGUGAUGUGUCUAUAAAAUGCGAAAAUGGUCUAAUGUUAAGUAAACCCCGGAUACAAAAAUUGCAAAGUGUGUAAUUUAUUGAUUUUAAUCAAAGGUAUGUUGUUUUCAAAUUGUAUAUGUGCAUUGUACAUGACUGUAUAGUGAUAGUUCUAUCCAUUGACUUAUGAACAAACCAACCUGAUCACAAUAUCAACUCCAUAUCUCUCUCGCUCACUCUCUCUCUCUCUCUCUCUCUCUAUUCAUCUCUCUCGCUCUCUCUGUUCAUCUCUCUAUCUGUUAUUAUCUCAAUCAACUUGAAAACAAAAUCUAUCGAAAAAAGUAUAAAUGGGUCCGAUGGGUUGACAUAUUGCAUAAGAUGGUUUGUAUAAAUGUGUGUAAAGUACAUUUUAUGUUAUUCUGCUUUCCUCUUGCUUGAAAUUAUUUUCUAUGACUUGAAAAGGGUAUCUUUUGAACAUAAUCACAAAGACUAUCGAGAAAACAACGCAACAGCAAUUUCCUGCUGUGUUACCCAUAGAUAUAAUGUUUGAAUUGCGUAAUACGUAUUCUCGCACGAAAGGUUAUGAAUAAAGCUGUUGAAUGAAUUGAUUUUUAUUCGAAAGUCUUUGUGAUCUCAUUGAGGAUAAUUUAUGGUAACAGCGUGUCAACAAAAUAUAUUUAUGCUUUAAAUAGAAUUCCUGAUGCAUUUUUUAAGCAACUCAUGAAGUCAUCAUUAUAUAAACAUAUUUUUACACUGAAUGCUAAUCUCAAAGUUAUUUAUUUUCGUUAUUGAUUAUUGCGUUGGUAUUGUAAUGCUAUUGUCUUAUCCAUUGCUGUUCUGCUUCGGUUAAGAGAGAUAUACAAGAUGAAAUUAUUAAAAAGAUAUCACGCUUUAAGUGGUCAUGACUCUGUAAA
Molecule: messenger RNA, 6736 nt
Organism: Strongylocentrotus purpuratus (purple sea urchin)
Lineage: Eukaryota; Metazoa; Echinodermata; Echinoidea; Camarodonta; Strongylocentrotidae
Product: nuclear receptor ROR-beta
Exons: 6
Coding region: 1917-3098 (393 amino acids)
Biological process (GO): hormone-mediated signaling pathway; negative regulation of transcription by RNA polymerase II; cell differentiation
Molecular function (GO): RNA polymerase II cis-regulatory region sequence-specific DNA binding; nuclear receptor activity; zinc ion binding
Source: RefSeq, a predicted model, not a curated record